Choloepus didactylus (southern two-toed sloth) is the source of this 4838-nucleotide messenger RNA. RefSeq names its product RAB8B, member RAS oncogene family (gene RAB8B). The transcript is spliced from 8 exons. Gene Ontology annotation, molecular function: GTP binding; GTPase activity. Gene Ontology annotation, cellular component: endosome; plasma membrane; synaptic vesicle. The record is from RefSeq and is a predicted model, not a curated record. Gene Ontology annotation, biological process: regulation of exocytosis; Golgi vesicle fusion to target membrane; protein secretion. Lineage: Eukaryota; Metazoa; Chordata; Mammalia; Pilosa; Megalonychidae. Bases 54 to 677 code for a protein of 207 amino acids.
GCCUCUCCCCGCCGCCUCCUCUAGCUCUCCGGUCAGAGGGCCGGAGCGAGAAGAUGGCGAAGACGUACGAUUAUCUGUUCAAGCUGCUGCUGAUCGGCGACUCAGGGGUGGGCAAGACCUGCCUCCUGUUCCGCUUCUCCGAGGACGCCUUCAACACCACCUUCAUCUCCACCAUCGGAAUUGAUUUUAAAAUCAGAACGAUAGAGUUAGAUGGAAAGAAAAUUAAGCUUCAGAUAUGGGACACAGCGGGUCAGGAAAGAUUCCGAACAAUUACGACAGCAUACUACAGAGGAGCCAUGGGAAUUAUGCUGGUCUAUGACAUCACGAAUGAAAAAUCCUUUGACAAUAUUAAAAAUUGGAUAAGAAACAUUGAAGAGCAUGCCUCUUCAGAUGUUGAAAGAAUGAUCCUGGGUAACAAAUGUGAUAUGAAUGACAAAAGACAAGUAUCAAAAGAAAGAGGCGAGAAGUUAGCAAUUGACUAUGGGAUUAAAUUCUUGGAGACAAGUGCAAAAUCGAGUACAAAUGUAGAAGAGGCAUUUUUUACACUUGCACGAGAUAUAAUGACAAAACUCAACAGAAAAAUGAAUGACAGCAAUUCAUCAGGGGCAGGUGGACCAGUGAAAAUAACAGAAAAUCGAUCAAAGAAGACCAGUUUCUUCCGUUGUUCGCUACUUUGAUGAACUCUUUCUAAGAGACUGCAGCACACAAGAGGACCCUUUCUUGCUUCUCUGAAAGCACAGGUCAUCCAGCCUCAGAAUCACACCGCCCAGCUGCUGCUGAGAGCACCACUCAAUCUAGACCUCUGGACACAAAAUACCAAGUAGAUUCCAGCCUCUCAGCCUAGCAAGUAACAGGCUCUCUUUCUCAAACAUGGAAGCAAUGAAGUGGAGACACAUGUGGGACUUAACCUUUUUUCUUUUAGUAUCUGUUGCAGAAGCUGCUAUCUUUCUUUUCACUUUGCACAUCAGUUUUAGUCUUUCCAUGUUACAGCACAAUCUUAGACUUGUUUUUGCAUAGUUUUUGUCUUAUGAAAUUCUAGACAGAUUUGUGCAUUUGGGAGUGUUUAAAUAGGAGUAGAACAUUUAAAGUAGAGGUUAAUGUACUGAAAUUAAAGGACAUUUGGUAUGGUUCUUAUCACCAAAUGUUAUUGCAUUUGUAGCAUGUAUUUAACGGCUCUGAUGUGUGAUUUUCUUAAAUAAGAAUCAUUAAAUUCUGAUAAAGUUUAUUUUAAAAAUUCAUAAAAAUGCCCAUCUAUUCCUCAGAGGCCACAGUUUAUUUCUUCAAAUUGCUUAGAGCUUUGCUUCAUUCCCAACCUUUUUGCCACAGAGUAUCUGGGUAGUUGAAAAAUCACUUUUUAAAUUGAUUACCUCUGCCUAAUCUAUAAAAACUGCAUUUGGGAAUCACCUUAAUCUCAUUUUUCUUGGGGUUUGUAUUUACUAUUUUUUCCCAUCUUUGAUCUAUUGUAAUUAUUCAGUUAUCUAAAACAUAACAUAUUUGGACAUUGUUGUCUGUUUCUAAUUGUGAACUUCUUGAGCUGGAAUUUUAUAUAGGCAGACAUACCAUUUAGGUUUUAUUUCAGCAUCUCAUUGUAGUUCUUUUGCAUCAGGAUACUCAAUAUGUUUUUUCUUAGGUUCAAACCCUCAGCUUCCUGGUUUGGUUGUAAUACUCAGUUCUUAUCAUAAUCCCUGUUUUGCAAAUUAACAAGAGUUAGAUUUAGUCAUUUUAGUUUGCAGAAAGCUUACCUAUAGGGUGAGAGAUUAACUUGUUGAAAUAGAUUUCAUAAAGAUAGCUUUUGGUAAUAGUGAAAAUAACAAAUUUUUGAUUCUGUUUUUAUUGAGGGAGGGGGGUUAUUUUAUAAGAAUAAUUAGAGCUAAUGCAGCCUCUAGGAAAAGUCUUGCCUUUUCACUAGAGAAAAUGGUUUCAGUUUUAAACCAUUGUUGUUGAAUACUGGAACAAUUCUAUCUGUUCAGGUUUUGUUGUUAGAGAGCUUGGUCCAGUCAUUUGGACCAAAUGCAACUAAAAGCUUAGCUGCCUUUCUCACUGGACACUGUUACUGGUAUACUUUUUGCAAAUGAGACCAUCAUAGAAGGAAAAAAAAAAGGCAUUUAUGUUAACUUAUGUGCCAAAUUCAGAUCAUUAUGUCAUUGCUAUUAUUCUAGCCGUCGUGUCAUAACAUGGAAGGGAAUAAUAAAAAGGUGAUAGGGAAAUAAUUCUGUUAAUAAUUGUUUUUCCUGGUACGCCUAUUUUGCUUCACAAGGUUACCAUCAUGCUUGAUAGUUAAGAAUAGGGAAUGGAAGAAAUGGAUUACUUGUUACCACAGAGAAUUCUGCUUCAAAUUAAGAUAUGUCAUUAGAAUGCUUGGACCAGUUAAACUUUCCAACUUGUCUGAAAAUUUAUGCACAAUUUAGAGGCAGUAAAUAUACCAGAGCUAAUUUUUGAUAGAUACACUAAACCUACUGUUGACAAAUUUCAGCCUUCCUGAUUUUUUUUUGUAGUUACCUAUAGGUUUAAAGGCACCUGUGGCUGUCCCAAUAUAAUCAAUAGUUCUCUGAUUGAAAGUUGAUUGUAAGUCUACCAUUUUUGAAUUAGACACAUUUUUGAAAAAUAAAAAAUAAUUUGUUAGAAACAUCCUGUAUUCACUAAUUUUCUGAAAAAGAUCCAAGCAAUUGAGCUUUCUGGAUGGUAACAAUGUACUUUCUAAAAGGCAAGUGUUAUGACGCCAUGUAUGAAUGUAAUUCUGUUAGUAAUUUACCUCUGACUAUUUGGUGUCUUAACACUUGGUUUAUAUCUCAGGGGUUGUCUGCAAACCAAAACUGACAUAUUCUGUGGUUAGCUUUUUUUUUUUUCUUAAUACAAAAUCCUUUGCCUUUGUUAUUAUUUCUUUUCUCUUCUCUUAUGUGAUAUAGGUUAACAACUAGUCUCCAAGAACUUCCCUUUGAAAGAGCCUGUAAAAAGUUAAAUGAGUCUAAUAGUGCUCUUUGAAGUAGCAGCAAAUUGGGAGUAUAUGCUCUGUUAUAUAGAAAUAAAAUGUCAUUGCUAUUUUCUUACAUUUAGCUUUGCUAAAUUGUAUAUAAUUUGAGCUAAGACCAUAGGAAAUUCACUUUCUGCAUGGUAAAAUGACCCAAUAAAUAUUCCACUUUGCUUAAUAAUGUACAUAUAGUGCAUUAUUUUUUCUAUUUGCAGAUGAAUUUAGUGACAGAUAAUUGUCUGUUCCCUGCUGAAACUGAAGAAUUCUAGUUUUGUGUGAACAUUUUUGUGGUCUUAUGGAUAAGGUACAUGAAGAUUUUUGCAGCAGUAUUAGUGGUUCAGUGGCUGCACUUUAUUAUCAGUGUGCUAAUUUUUGACAAUGAUUGGACUAGACCUUUUCAAUAGAGUCUGAGAGUAUCAGACAAUGAAAAUGUGCUGUAACUAAGUAGCAUGUAAAUCGGUUGAUUGUAAAAUGUUUCACUGGGAACUAUUUUAGCUAUAUUUUACUUCAGACAGAGUAUGAUAAAAUAAUCCAACCUGUGCAUCAGUUAGUAGGUGCUGCAGGGUUUCUUACUAUUUACAUAAACAUUUUGUGCGGUCUUUGUUGUAAAUUUUCAGAAGACUAUACUCUUUACUUUGAAGGACUAUUUUUUAAUUAUACCUCAUUUAGCUAACUAGUAUUCUAAUACCUGGUAGAAAAACAGUGAGCCAGCCUUUAAGCAUCCUGCAAAAUCUAGAUAUGUUUGUUUUGAAGUAAAGGCAUCAUUGGGAUUAGUUUAGAAUAGAACAUAUUUGUCAUAUCCAAUAGUGGAAAAAGUAAUCUCUCCCUGUCUCUAUUAAUAAAUUUAGCUGUGCAAUAUAGAUAAAAUUUUGCAGAAUUUUUUAAGUAACAGAUUAUAACUCCGUUUUACAGGUUCUAGAUGCCAAGAAUCUGUAUUAAGGUUUAUAAAUUUCUUCGUUAUUAGUAAGUGAUAUGUUUAGGCAGAAUCUUUUUCCUAAUUCAUGACUUAGAUUCCUUUAUAAAUUUAUUCUUAGUCUUUAAAAAUGAGCUUCUAAGCUUAAAAUUUUAAAACUGCAUUUCAUUAUGUUGUUUUAUUCAUUUCUGUAAUCAAUUUUUUAGAAAUUUUUUUAACAGAAAGGACAUUUCUUUUUCCUUCUUGUCACAUUCAAAGAAGAAAAAAAAAGUGUGUCUAAAAAUGAAAUCCUUUGACUUAGAGGAAAUUAGAGAGACAGACUAUGCUAAUAAUAUUUCAAAUUCUAGCACGGUUUUGCAGUAGAAGCAAUCUUUUUUUUUAGAUUAAUAAAAUUAAUGGGUGUCAUGUUCACUAUGAAAACAAUUUAAAUCACUGAAAUGUACAGAAAUGAAAAUUAGCAGUUAUUUCAGAGAUAUUUUCAGAUAUUACUUCAUUUCUUGAAAUUUUGUGCCACAUUCAAUUGCAUUUCUUGUUGCCAAGAAUUGAUUUUCUUUCAUUUUCUUACCUUUAUUUUUUAAUGUGAAUUUAAUUAUUGUAGUUCAUUCCUAUGGCCUUUUACACUUGGGUUUUAUUUUGUGUGCAGCUGAAACUGCAGUUCCUUUAAUGCAAAAUACCAUAAACUGAGUAAAAUCAUGCCCCUAAGGGAAAGUAUCUAGUUUUCCCAAAGAAUUAUCUUAACUGUGUGUGUUUAAGCAUAUUUUAUUUUUGCUCAAUGGCUUAUUGUGAAAAGCUCCUGCAGAUAAAGUGGAACUGUCACGUGGUUACACUUGUUUAAGCCAAUUCAUUAACUGUGUACUGAUACCAAUGCUGUUUUUUUUAAAUAACAAUGGAUUUUAUUCCAGGUGAACUUUUUUUACAAUAAUGUUCAUCUAAAAUAAAGAGUACAUAAUGAAAAUA